Molecule: messenger RNA, 951 nt
Organism: Ixodes scapularis (black-legged tick)
Lineage: Eukaryota; Metazoa; Arthropoda; Arachnida; Ixodida; Ixodidae
Exons: 1
Coding region: 1-951 (316 amino acids)
Source: RefSeq, a predicted model, not a curated record
AUGCGUACCCUCCACACACUGUUCGAAAGCAUGAGAUCUAUCGAGACUACACCACAGGACGAAAAAGUGCACAGAACUACGGCAACUAUGAUGCUGAUGCUGUCUCUCCUAGAGAACCUUAUCAGUGAUGAUCUACUCCCUGGGGAAAAACUUGAAGUUCUCAGUUUCAUUCAAGAGCAACUUCAGCUACUCAUGCAAGAGAAGAGGGCAUUUGGGUACUCAGCAGAGCUUCUAGAUUUUGCAAGUCUUGUGUAUACGAUUUCCCCACACGCAUACGCGUUCAUCAGGCGUUCUGGAAACGCAAUUCUUCCGCAUCCGUCCACGAUAAUGCGUGAGUGCCGUUCGCUCGACGUCAGCCCAGCAAAUGAACAAAACGAUGAUGGGUUCCCGAGCUACAAAAAACGACGGGUGAGGUUAAUGAAACCGCAUGAGCGUAGGGUGACCCUCAUGAUUGACGAAGUACACAUCCAACAAUCUUUUGAAUACAAUGGAGGGGAAUUAACUGGCACCGCCUCAAAUUCCACAGAAGCCGCAAAAACCGCCCAUGUAUUCAUGACGCAGUCCCUUCUGUCGCCUCACAAAAACGUCGCUCACAUACUUCUAGUCGCAAGAAUUGAUGCUGAACAGCUCCGCAAAAUUUUGAAAAAAGUCAUCAUGAAGCUUGAGGAAGCUGGACUCACUGUUGUAGCAGUCAUAAGUGAUUACAAUGCUAUUAACAGGAAAGUGAUGAGUCUUUUUUCGUCCAAGGGAAAGCUUGACAUCUGCUACGCACACCCAGUUGACUCCAGGCGACCCUUGUUUUUUGUUGCAGAUCCGGUUCACUUGUUGAAGUGUGUGCGCAAUAAUUGGUUAAACCAAAGAAACCUAGAGAAGUGCAUGUUCUACCCAGCAAUAAACCCUGCCAGCACUACCAAAGUUAACGGUGCAUCGUUAACUGCACUGAAGAGGUAA